AUGGUCGAUUUAAUUGAUAUUGAGGAUAUUGAAGCCGCUGAGAUGUUGGAAUUACCACGCCGACACAACAGAAGUCGUGUUCGAGUCAAUCCCAUCAUGGAAUUAUCCGAUGAAGGUUUCAGGCAAAAGUAUAGGUUUAAACGUUAUGCAAUGAAAAUAGUGGACUUAGUAAAAGAAGAUUUAACUAGAGAUGGUCGAGGAUGCCCUGUGUCUCCCGAAAUACAAGUGUGUUGCGCAUUACGAAGCUGGGCUCGACAUGAAAGCGGGAUUCCAAAAUUAAAGAGACUGCCAGCUGCAUCGGAAGUUGCCUCUAUAGAUGUUGUACCAAGAAUCACAACAGUAUAUUCUACACACAUUUGGGCUUCUUAUAUGCAAGUUGAAAAACUACCUAGUAUUCGUGGCUUAUUUGAUAGGGUUGCUAAAGUACCGUUUUACCAAGUUUCGGAGAAUUUUUGUUUGCCAUUCAUAGACGAGAAUCCAUCGGACUUGAAAACAAUUUAUACAGCAUUGCAUUAUGCUGCACAACACUGCAAAGAAACUGAACGCAAAACCUGCUUUGUAACCUUUGAUAAUCCUCUGUACAUUAAAGCCAAACAAAUACUCUGCGACACCAAGGAUAAAAAUUUACAAAAUUUAGUUCCUUGCUUAGGAGGUUUCCAUUUGCUCAUGUCCUAUUUAAAAGCUAUUGGAACAAUAAUGGAAAGUUCUGAUAUCUUUGAACUGUUUUGCACAGUAUUUGCCCAAAAUUCGGUAGAUAAGAUGUUGUCGUGUACAGCUUACUCUAGGGCGAUUCGUGCUCAUAUGCUGGCAAUGAAUGCAAUAGAGGAAAUAAUUGCAGAGUUCGCAGAAAGUUCUGAAAACAUAGAAAGUCAUAAAAAUAUUGAGCACAUCAAAGAAUCUCGACCACUGGAAGCUCCUCCA
Molecule: messenger RNA, 921 nt
Organism: Brenthis ino (lesser marbled fritillary)
Lineage: Eukaryota; Metazoa; Arthropoda; Insecta; Lepidoptera; Nymphalidae
Source: the annotation of a GenBank genome assembly